Cucurbita pepo subsp. pepo (vegetable marrow) is the source of this 573-nucleotide messenger RNA. RefSeq lists its product as uncharacterized. Lineage: Eukaryota; Viridiplantae; Streptophyta; Magnoliopsida; Cucurbitales; Cucurbitaceae. The record is from RefSeq and is a predicted model, not a curated record.
AUGGAGAAUCAAAUUUCCAAGAAGCGGGAUCGGGAUGACUCGGCUGAGUUUACUGAGUCGGAGAACGGUUCGCCCGAGGUGAAGCGACUCAGAGAUGACCUUUUAGGUUUUUUCGACGAGUCCGAUCCUGAACCAGCGACUCAAGAUCUCGAUUCGUUGAUGAGGAGUUUUGAGGAAGAAAUCGCCACUGCGUCGUCGUCUCCGGUGCCGGUGGUGGAUUUGACGGUGGAUUCCGGUGAGUCUCAGCCGGAGUUAGGUUAUCUAUUGGAAGCCUCCGACGAUGAACUCGGUCUUCCGCCUUCUGUUACUUCGAUUAGUAAGGAGGAGUUCGACGAAUCGGCUGUGUUUGCGAGAGUUUCGAGUGAUUCGUUGGAAGUCGGAGAGAUGUGGAGGUUUGAGGAUCAGAUUCCGAACUAUGACGCUUUCGAACUGGAAGGCGGAGAUGUGUAUAGCGGAAGCGAUACGGCGGCGUAUGUGGCGUUUGAUGGACUGUUUGAGUAUUCGAAUCUGUGUUUGGAUGCGUCGGAGAACUCGGAUUUUCUUUGGCGGCAAGAAUCUCUGCCGGCGCAGUAG